Orycteropus afer afer is the source of this 627-nucleotide messenger RNA. It is a transcript of the gene IFNE, whose product is annotated as interferon epsilon. Lineage: Eukaryota; Metazoa; Chordata; Mammalia; Tubulidentata; Orycteropodidae. Gene Ontology annotation, cellular component: extracellular region. The coding region runs from base 1 to 627 and encodes 208 amino acids. The transcript has a single exon. Gene Ontology annotation, molecular function: type I interferon receptor binding; cytokine activity. Gene Ontology annotation, biological process: humoral immune response; positive regulation of peptidyl-serine phosphorylation of STAT protein; adaptive immune response. The record is from RefSeq and is a predicted model, not a curated record.
AUGAUUAAUAAGCACUUAUUUGAGAUUAUGUUGCUGUUUCUGGCUUCUUCCAUGAUCUUCUCCCUAGAACUGAAGUCAGUUCACUUCCAACAAAGAAGAGUGAACAAAGAGAGUUUAAAACUUUUGAAUGCUUUGCAGAGUUCUUUCAUUGAGCAGUGUCUACCACACAGGGAAAACUUCAUGCUUCCUCAAAAGUCUAUGAAUCCUCACCAGUACCAUAAAGGACACACCCUGGCCAUUAUCCAUGAGAUGCUUCAGCAGAUCUUCAACCUCUUCUGGACAAAUCUUUCUCUGGACAAUUGGGAGGAAAGCCACAUGGAGAAAUUCUUCAUUGAACUUCAUCAACAGCUAGAAUAUCUACAGGCACUCAUUGGACUAGAAGCAGAACAGAAAAGUGGCGCUUUGGACACAGAGAACCUUAGAUUGCAGGUUAAAAUGUACUUUCAAAGGAUCCGUAACUACCUGGAAAACCAGAAAUACAACAGCUGUGCCUGGACCAUUGUCCGAGUAGAAAUCAUUCGGUGCCUGUUCUUUGUUUUCAGACUCAGCAAAGCUGAGCAAAUGAUGAAUGGACCCUUGAACCAGAUGAAGCAUGAUCUGAUCGUAUGCUUUAAAAGCAGAGGGUAG